Hippoglossus stenolepis (Pacific halibut) is the source of this 4394-nucleotide messenger RNA. RefSeq names its product anoctamin-1. Gene Ontology annotation, biological process: chloride transmembrane transport. NCBI's taxonomy places the organism in Eukaryota, Metazoa, Chordata, Actinopteri, Pleuronectiformes, Pleuronectidae. Gene Ontology annotation, molecular function: protein dimerization activity; chloride channel activity. Bases 260 to 3220 code for a protein of 986 amino acids. The transcript is spliced from 25 exons. Gene Ontology annotation, cellular component: plasma membrane. The record is from RefSeq and is a predicted model, not a curated record.
UGAGACAGCAACAGAACUCCUCACAGAGCUGUAAAGGGAGGCGAGCAAAGCCCCAGACGAGUGGCAACUCAGAAGAAAAUCAGAGGAGAAGCAGGGGAGGGGAGGGGUUCCUCAACACCAAACACUGUCAUAUAACGAGACAUUUCAAACAGGAGACACAGACGUAGAGAGAGGAAGAGCACAAAGUGGACUAUUAGGCUUGCAAACAAUUCCUCACCACAUCGGUUUAUCUCCGUUUUCGACCUGCAGGGAUUGGACAAUGACCGAGGACGCAGAAGUGGAAGUCAACCUGUCUCCGACCUCCAAGUCUGAGCAACAGGCUCCACAUUUUCUACGAGAUGUUAUCUUCCAUGGCAAGUUUAAGCUGCUGAAGGCUCUAACCCCAGAGGAGAACACCCAUUGUCAGCACGGCCUCUACUUCCAGGACGGUCAGCGGCGUGUUGACUACGUCCUCACCUACCAUGUGAAGAAGCCAGGUGGGGGCCGCUCCUGUCGACACUCAGCACACCUGCUGACUGAAAAUGCUGUUGCCCGCAGCCUACGACGUGUCCCCCACGGCCGAGACGAACGUCUUCGACGUCCCCAAGUGCCAAGGCCGAAAGACUCGACAUCAGCAGGAGCCGACGUGGAGCUUGGCUGUCCUGGAGAGACAUUUAAUGGCCACGAGGAUCACAAGGCCUUCAGGAGGGAGGAGUUUGAGGGGAAACUGAGAGAUAUGGGGCUGGAGCUGGAGAAAGAUGAUACCAAGAUUCCAGGGGUGGGUUUUGUGAAGAUUCAUGCUCCCUGGAAGAUUCUCUGUCGAGAGGCUGAGUUCAUGAAGCUAAAGAUGCCCACUAAGAAGGUGUAUGAAGUCAAGCAGUCGAGUGGUGUCAUGGAGAAGAUCAGCUCUCUGGUCAGUAAAGCUCUGGAGCCUCUCCACCCUCAUGUUGAGGAACAUAAACCCAAGAACAUCAAACAUCUGUCACACACUUUCUCCAGAGAAAAACAACACCUGUUUGACCUUUCAGACAAAGAUUCCUUCUUUGACAGCAAAACCAGGAGUUCAAUAGUUUUUGAAAUACUAAAAAGAACAAAAUGCAAGGCCAAGUACAGCAUGGGUAUCACCAGUCUUCUUGGUAGCGGUGUCUAUACAGCAGCUUACCCUCUUCAUGAUGGGGAAAUAAAUCAGGAGAGUGCAGAGUCCAAUGACAGAAAGCUUUUGUAUGAGGAGUGGGCAAACUACGGUGUCUUCUACAAGUAUCAGCCUAUCGGACUUGUGCGAAAGUACUUUGGCGAGAAGAUUGGUCUGUACUUUGCCUGGUUAGGCCUGUAUACCCAGAUGCUGAUUCCUGCCUCUCUAGUCGGGGUCAUUGUCUUUCUCUAUGGAUGUGCCACAGUUGAUGACAACAUACCAAGCAUGGAGAUCUGCCAUCCAAAGAACAACAUCACCAUGUGUCCUCUGUGUGACAGAGUGUGCAGCUACUGGAAACUGAGCACAGCCUGUGGGACAGCUCGGGCCAGCCACCUGUUUGACAACCCUGCCACUGUUUUCUUCUCUAUAUUCAUGGCUCUGUGGGCUGCCAUGUUCAUGGAGCACUGGAAGAGGCUGCAGAUGAGACUGAACUAUGAAUGGGACCUGACGGGGUUUGAAGAUGAGGAGCCACACAGACUGGAGCCUGGGAAAGAUGCAAGCACACCACAUACUACAACAGGGGACAGGCAACAUACAGACCACCCCAGGGCUGAAUAUGAAUUCAAGGUGAUGCAGAAGUCUAUGUGCAAAGAUCAGAAAGCCCCGCACAAGGUGGAAAAGCUCACCUUUCGAGACCGCCUUCCUGCCUACAUGACUAAUAUUGUCAUGAUGCUGUUGAUGAUUGGUGUUACAUUUGCCAUUGUGUUUGGUGUAAUCCUCUACCGGAUCUCCACCAAAGCUGCUCUCCACAUGAGUUCCAAUCCCAUUACACGAAACCAUGUACAACUGACGGUUAAAACCACUGCAGCCAUCAUCAACCUGGUGGUCAUCCUCAUACUGGAUGAGGUGUAUGGUGCUGUGGCACGAUGGCUCACUGUGUUAGAGGUUCCUAAAUCAGACAAGAGUUUUGAAGAACGACUCAUCUUCAAGACCUUCAUCCUGAAGUUUUUCAACGCUUUCACCCCCAUCAUCUACAUUGCUUUCUUCAGGGGAAGACUGGUAGGCAGGCCAGGCAGCUACCUGUAUGUGUUUGAGUCCUACAGAAUGGAAGAGUGUGCUCAUGGAGGCUGUCUGAUGGAGCUGUGUAUCCAGCUGAGUAUCACCAUGUUGGGAAAGCAGCUAAUUCAGAACAACCUUUUUGAAAUUGGAGUACCCAAGCUGAAGAAGUUGAUUCGCUACAUUCGGUCAAAGCGAGGUGCUUUUCAGGAGGAAGAGAGAAAGAAGAAGCUGAUGAGAUAUGAAACAGACCACUUUCUGGAACCAUUUGCUGGGUUAACACCAGAAUAUAUGGAAAUGAUCAUCCAGUUUGGUUUUGUUACCUUGUUCGUGGCGUCCUUCCCGCUGGCUCCACUCUUUGCUCUGCUCAACAACAUCAUUGAAAUACGACUUGAUGCCAAGAAAUUUGUGGCAGAGUUGCGGAGACCAGUGGCAGCAAGAGCCAAAGACAUUGGUAUAUGGUACAACAUACUUAGAGGAGUGGCAAAAGUGGCUGUCAUCAUCAAUGCAUUUGUCAUCUCCUUCACCUCAGACUUCAUACCUCGGAUGGUCUACCAGUACAUGUACAGUCCAGAUGGCUCCAUGCAUGGAUUUGUCAACAACACCCUGUCCCAUUUUAAUGUCAGCCACUUCCAGGACGGCAAAGAACCUAUGGAUCCAUUGCAACUUGGCUACCCUGUUGAGAUUUGCAGGUAUAAGGACUACAGAGAACCUCCUUGGUCAGCCACUCCAUAUGAGAUCUCCAAGGAGUUCUGGGCGGUGCUGGCCGUGCGACUGGCCUUUGUCAUUGUUUUCCAGAAUGUUGUGCUGCUGAUGAAUGAUGUUGUGGACUGGCUAAUUCCAGACAUCCCUAAAGACAUCAGCCUUCAGAUCCACAAGGAGAAGAUUCUAUUGGUAGACCUCUUCAUGAAGGAAGAGCAGGGCAAGGUCCUUAUCCUUGAGAGCAGAUCCUCUACAGGAGGCAAGGAGAACUGCAGCGGUAGCAACAACAACAACUGCACAAUGGCCCACCCGCGCUCCGGACUCCAAAACAACAACACUAAGAGCUUCUAAUGCUCGUAACAGUGAUUUCUUGGUACAGUCUUAGUUAGCAAGUCAAAGCUUGCUAGCAGCCUGCUUGCUCAGGCCAACCUAAACUCUUUGUUUUUGUUCUUGUUCAGAACAUUCCUUCAACUGGGAGAUUUGCUGGCUGAUGAGGUGUGAGGAAAAUGGGGCCAAAUGUGUUGCAGUGUGUGUAGACAGCUAUCGAACUGAAAACUACUUCGUACAUAUACAUUUGUGAAAGUGUACAACAAUCUCUAAAAGUGUAGUCAGUUUUGUGAACGUGUACGGGAAUCGUUAAAUGUGUACGCAAUCAUUUUUAUUGCAAAAUAUUUUUUAUUGUAAACAGUAUUAGACAACAUAGCAUGUGGAUAUAUAAUUUAACAUAGAAGGGCAGUAAGGCAUACCAUUUCUGUUUUGACAGAUUUUCAUCAACCUCACUCAAAGGCCAAUCAGAAUUGUUGGACAAGGUUGUUGAUGUUAUACCCAUCAUGAUAGAAAAUACAUAUAAUAUAUAUCCAUCACAGGGCUGACACAAACAACCAAUUACACUCACAUACACAUUUACAAAUAACCUGCAUUUCUUUGGUGUACUGGUAUGGUUAUGUAAGGAACUGAGUGUUAAAUGAGUGUUGGAACGGAAUGGGUAUUUGGCUUUAAGAGCUGGAAAAAAGAAUACUUCACCUCCAUCUCAGUUACACUUGUCACUUGACUGUUUUCUGAAAUAAUACUACGCUCCUGCUGUAUCUGAAAAUGUAAGGUUUUCUUAGACCUGACACAAAGCUCACAGGCUCACAGUGCCAGCACCAUUCUUUUCAUGUAGUGUAGAGAACUGCACCAUGGGAAGCAUCCGAAACAAUGAUGCUGUGAUGGUGCUGUAGAGCUACGGAAGCCACUGCACUGUACCCAACACCUCUGGCACAAAGAAACAGGGCUGAGCCAGGUUUUCUCUACUUUCCAUCCGUCAAGGAACUGCCAGCUUGAUAGGAUUGUUAACUUUGUACCUGAAAUCUAAAAAUGACUAAAGCAAAAUAGCAUCAACAGUGUUUCUUCUAAGUAAAUCAGAUUUUUAUUACUUAUUACAGUAGCUUCCCAUGUUUUGUAUUUUAUUGUUGAAGGCAAGCUAGCACUUUUCUGGUUUCUGUAAGCAAAUGUAUAUGAAACAUUAAAGCCUGAUUUAUUAUUA